This is a messenger RNA of Lycium barbarum (goji berry), 437 nucleotides long. RefSeq lists its product as uncharacterized. The transcript is spliced from 3 exons. The coding region runs from base 15 to 437 and encodes 140 amino acids. Lineage: Eukaryota; Viridiplantae; Streptophyta; Magnoliopsida; Solanales; Solanaceae. The record is from RefSeq and is a predicted model, not a curated record.
AUUUUGUAACGACAAUGUCGUCAUCAAGUGCUAUUUUGUCUGCUAAUCCUCCUGUGCGACAAAAAUAUGUAAAACUCUUUGGUUCCAUAUUGGCAGUCAAUGGUCAAACUUCUAUGGUCGUAAAGGACCGGAACACUAGAAAAGAUUUUGUUGGAGAACGAAAUAACAACAAGCUCAUCCAAAACCCACGAGUGAAUUUGCUCCCACAAAAUUACAUGAAGACUUUGUCACAAGGGACCCUGCUUGUACCAAGUAGGUCUGAACCCAACAAUGCUACUAUGCAUCAGUCUGCUGCACACGGUCAGGAUGCUCCACAACCUGGGCAGAUGAACGUUUACGGGAAGCUCACUAUAGAACCUGAUGGUUUUCGGUACGAUUUAUCUAUUUUUACAUCUUAUAAUUACGUUUAUGUGUUAAUUCAUGAAUUUAACCUCUGA